ACAAAAGUGGGUCAGCUGGCCAGUGGAGUUUUAUUUUGGUCUGUCGGUCCUCUGACACCCUCCAACAGCUGUUGUGAACGUGUGUGAGCACAUGUGUAUUUGUGUGUACUGUAUGUUCCCGUUCUUCUGAUCGCUCAACCUUGCCUGGGACCAUGACUCUGCAGUGGUCGGCCGUGGCGUUCUUCCUCUACGCUGAGGUCGCCGUCAACCUCAUAUUAUGCAUCCCGUUCAUAUCGGCGCGGAGAUGGCGUUUGCUUUUCAGCUGGAGAUUAUGGAACUGGUUAUCUCCAUAUUGGAACAAAUGCUUCUUUACUAUGAUUAUGGUCCUGAUUGUUCUUUUUCUUGAUGCUGUCCGUGAGGUGCAGAAGUACUCGGGUCCUGAGCCCACGCAGGACGCCAACGUGAACCCCACUUUGUACGACCACAUCCACAUGAAGCUGUUCAGAGCCCAGAGGAACCUCUACUUAUCAGGCUUCUCCCUCUUUCUUUGGCUCAUCACGCGUCGAGUCGUCACCCUGCUGAACCAGGUUGCCGCCGCCUCGGAGAACAGUGCGGCUCUUCAGGAGCAGGUGGAGCGUGCCAUAACGGAGGCCAGGCGGCACCAGGACGACAACCGGAGGCUCAAAGAAACCGUCGUAGAAGAAGAAAAAUCCAUGUCAGCUAAAAACCACCAGCUGAAGCUGGAGGUUGAAAAGCUGGCAGGAGAUUUGCAGACGGCAGAGAAGGAUUUGCACCAGUCUCACGCUGAAGUGGAGGCGAUGAAGAGACAGAGUAAAGGUCUGGCACAAGAGUACGACAGGCUCCUGAGGGAACAUCACCAACUUCAGAAUCUCCAGUGUAGCAACAAUAAAAAGGAGCAGUAACCCCAUCAAUACAGAGACACUAGUUAUACUGGAGGUUCCGUCAGUGUGAGCAGAACUCACCACGUCUGCAUGACCUUCUACAACCUCAUCUACGUAAUAGAGUUUAAGCAAAGGCACAAUUUUAUUUAUAUAAUUAAACAAACAAAUGAUGAAAAAAAUAUUAUGUACUUGUUAUUGUGUCAAUUUGUAUUUUAAUGAAAUAAAGAAAACACUAGUGUUGACUGCUGAA
Betta splendens (Siamese fighting fish) is the source of this 1092-nucleotide messenger RNA. RefSeq names its product B-cell receptor-associated protein 29-like. Gene Ontology annotation, biological process: intracellular protein transport; endoplasmic reticulum to Golgi vesicle-mediated transport. Gene Ontology annotation, cellular component: endoplasmic reticulum membrane; endoplasmic reticulum. The transcript is spliced from 8 exons. The coding region runs from base 153 to 863 and encodes 236 amino acids. The record is from RefSeq and is a predicted model, not a curated record. NCBI's taxonomy places the organism in Eukaryota, Metazoa, Chordata, Actinopteri, Anabantiformes, Osphronemidae.